Neogale vison (American mink) is the source of this 3366-nucleotide messenger RNA. It is a transcript of the gene CPXM2, whose product is annotated as carboxypeptidase X, M14 family member 2. The transcript is spliced from 14 exons. Lineage: Eukaryota; Metazoa; Chordata; Mammalia; Carnivora; Mustelidae. Gene Ontology annotation, molecular function: zinc ion binding; metallocarboxypeptidase activity. Gene Ontology annotation, biological process: proteolysis. Bases 1 to 2274 code for a protein of 757 amino acids. The record is from RefSeq and is a predicted model, not a curated record.
AUGGCCCGCCGGGGGGCCGCCGCGCUGGCACUGGCCCUCGCGCUGCUGGCGGUGGUCCUGGCCGGGGUGGGCGCCCAGGGAGCAGCCCUCCAGGUCCGGGACUACUACGUGCAGGAGACCUGGAGCCGGGAGCCCUACUACGCGCGCCGGGAGCCGAAACCCGAGCCCUUCUCGCCACCGCUGCCCGCGGGGACCCGGGACCGGGAGCGGGAGCUGCGCCCGCCUGAGCCCAGGCCGCCCAAGAAGGCGACCAAGCUCAAGAAAGCUCCCAAGAGGGACAAGUUGGCCCCGGAGACGCCUCCACCAGGUAAAAAUAGCAACAGAAAAGGCGUGAGAACCAAGAGCUUUGAGAAGGCUGCCAAUGAUGAUCACAGCGUUCCCGUGGCCCGUGACGAUGUCAGAGAGAGUUGCCCACCUCUCGGUCUGGAAACCUUAAAAAUCACAGACUUCCAGCUUCACGCCUCUACCUCCAAGCGCUAUGGCCUCGGGGCACACCGAGGGAGACUCAACAUCCAGGCAGGUAUUAAUGAAAAUGAUUUCUACGAUGGGGCGUGGUGUGCAGGAAGGAAUGACCUCCGUCAGUGGAUUGAAGUGGACGCGAGACGUCUGACCAAAUUCACGGGUGUCAUCACUCAAGGAAGGAACUCACUUUGGCUGAGUGACUGGGUGACAUCUUUCAAGGUCAUGGUGAGCAAUGACAGCCAUACGUGGGUCACUGUUAAGAACGGAUCUGGAGACAUGAUAUUUGAAGGAAACAGUGAGAAGGAGAUCCCUGUCCUCAACGAGCUGCCCGUCCCCAUGGUGGCCCGCUACAUCCGCGUCAAUCCGCAGUCCUGGUUCGACAACGGGAGCAUCUGUAUGAGGCUGGAGAUCCUCGGCUGCCCCCUGCCGGAUCCAAACAACUAUUAUCACCGAAGGAAUGAAAUGACCACCACCGACGACCUGGAUUUUAAGCACCACAGCCACAAGGAAAUGCGCCAGCUGAUGAAGGCCGUGAACGAAAUGUGCCCCAACAUCACCAGAAUUUACAACAUUGGCAAGAGCCACCAGGGGCUGAAGCUGUAUGCCGUGGAGAUCACGGAUCACCCUGGCGAGCAUGAAGUUGGCGAGCCGGAGUUCCACUACAUCGCAGGGGCCCACGGCAACGAGGUGCUGGGCCGGGAGCUGACGCUGUUGCUCAUGCAGUUCCUGUGCCAAGAGUACUUGGCCGGCAACGCACGCAUCGUCCGCCUGGUGGAGGAGACCCGGAUUCACAUCCUUCCGUCCCUCAACCCCGAUGGCUACGAGAAGGCCUACGCAGGGGGCUCGGAGCUGGGUGGCUGGUCCCUGGGGCGCUGGACCCAUGAUGGCAUCGACAUCAACAACAACUUCCCCGACUUAAACACACUGCUCUGGGAGGCAGAGGACCGACAGAACAUUCCAAGGAAAGUUCCCAAUCACUAUAUUGCAAUCCCUGAGUGGUUUCUGUCUGAAAAUGCCACGGUGGCAGUGGAGACCAGGGCUGUCAUAGCCUGGAUGGAGAAAAUCCCCUUUGUCCUGGGCGGCAACCUGCAGGGGGGCGAGCUGGUGGUGGCUUACCCCUACGACAUGGUGCGGUCCCUGUGGAAGACGCAGGAACCCAGCCCCACGCCUGACGACCACGUGUUCCGCUGGCUGGCCUACUCCUAUGCCUCCACACACCGCCUCAUGACCGACGCCAGGCGGAGGGUGUGCCACACAGAGGACUUCCAGAAAGAGGACGGGACAGUCAAUGGGGCCUCCUGGCACACUGUCGCCGGAAGUCUCAACGAUUUCAGCUACCUUCACACAAACUGCUUCGAGCUGUCCAUCUACGUGGGCUGUGACAAGUUUCCGCACGAGAGCGAGCUGCCCGAGGAGUGGGAGAAUAAUCGAGAAUCCUUAAUCGUGUUCAUGGAGCAGGUCCAUCGCGGCAUCAAAGGCGUGGUGAGAGACUCCCAUGGAAAAGGAAUUCCGAAUGUCGUUAUCUCCGUGGAAGGCAUUAACCACGACAUCCGAACAGCCAGUGAUGGGGAUUACUGGCGCCUCCUGAACCCCGGCGAGUACGUGGUCACUGCCAAGGCGGAAGGAUUCGCCUCAUCCACCAAGAACUGCAUGGUCGGCUAUGACAUGGGUGCCACGCAGUGCGACUUCACCCUCAGCAAAACCAACCUGGCCAGGAUCAGGGAGAUCAUGGAAAAGUUCGGGAAGCAGCCCAUCAGCCUGCCGGCCAGGCGGCUGAAGCUGAGGGGGCGGAAGAGACGGCAGCGCGGGUGACCUCCCAACACUUGAGACCGGUCCCGGACCCCUGCAAAUUAAACCACCCCCAGAAGUAGCUCUGUAGAGGAUUCACUCCCUAUUGUUUUCUCUGUAAUUCAAGAAGGCCUGGGAGAAUGUGUGUGUUGCAAGGUUGGUCCCAAGGAGGAGGGCCGAAAGCUUGGAAUAGUUCUGUUGUCUUUGUUCCGUUUAUCAAGAGACCUCUGACAGAUCAGCAGAGAAAGGCUGUAGGAGUGAGAAUUCAGCAACUCAACCUGGGAACUGGAGACAGGGAGGGGGUUUGCCAGCUCAGGGCCUCCUGGUUGCACAGGAAGGGAAGCCAGUGCCCCGCCCCCCCGCCAUUUGCUUGCCUGACAGCAAGAGUUCCUGGUACAUUUGCAUUUUGCGAGGCUCUACUUGCAGCACUCCUGGGGCCCUGCGGUCCCAGAAGUUACCAUUUGAGGUACUCAGGGGUCUUCUGAGAGAAUCCACCCUCUCUGGCCCCAGGGACAUUUCCCAGCUGCUACAGAUUUAUCCCACGCUCUGUCGACAAUAGAGACAUUACCAAGUGAGCAUCAGUCAGCCUCUUGACUGUGUAGUUCCUCUUUCCAUGAAGGGCUGUGUUCAUACAAGGAGAAAAAUGCUGAGCGAGUUUACCAGGGAUUGGAGGGCAACAGGAGCCAGGGCCCACAGAGAACCCCCAGGCUCCCUGCCGGUCCAGGAGCCCGGAGAGCUGCCUGGACUGGGAAAAGCAGGAGGAGUCUCCCUUCCAAAGGAAGUCGAUCACUCAGCCUGGCUCUCCUUUUUGACCUGCAGGAACUUGAGAAGGGCCAGAAGGGUCUGACUUGCAACCCUUUCUCUGCUCAGGCUGUCCCUCCUUUCAUAGAAACGAGUGCUCCUAAGUUGGCCUAACAUCACCAAGGGAGUUAUUUUUGAUGUGUGGGUUGCCAGACCUUCCACUUAGACUGAAUGUGAUGAAAAGCUCUUAGAAUUAUCUGUGGAAUACUGGUUUGGGAGGGGUGAUACCAGAAGACUGUUCGACUUCUUUUUAUUAAAGUUGCUGCCUCCCAGUGACCUGGGGAGAGUGAGAAAAAUAAAGCAAUUUCAUGGUGA